AUGGAUACCGUACGCAACCCUUUAUCGGAUAAAACAAGUGAAUCAUUGUUUGAUAGCGAGGGCUAUCAAGGUGUUGAUUUUCGUCAAAAAGGACAUCUCAUGGAACCUUGUCUCUCGGAGCUGAUUGAGAAUUUUGGUGUUGACGUGAGUCAUCAGGAAAUUGCACGUAUCCUCGACGAGCUAGAGCAAACGUGUGAGGAUGUUAACUUUGCUGCAGGGGAGCAUGCCUGGAUCCCAGUGGAG
Molecule: messenger RNA, 243 nt
Organism: Sphaeroforma arctica JP610
Lineage: Eukaryota; Ichthyosporea; Ichthyophonida
Exons: 1
Source: RefSeq, a predicted model, not a curated record